AUGUUCGAGGCAAUCAAGAACUGGUUCGCGCCGGCCCAAGAGCCCGUUGCCGAGAGCAAGUGGGACGCCAAUACUAUGACUUUGCAACAGCCAAACAGUCCUGCCACCCCCGAGAUGAACCAGACCCUCACAGAGCAGCCAGGAUCUGCUCAAUCAAUGGAUGUUCAAAUGCGCGGUGGCGGUGCGGGUGAGGGCAUCUGCAGUGGAAUGUGA
Molecule: messenger RNA, 213 nt
Organism: Penicillium argentinense
Lineage: Eukaryota; Fungi; Ascomycota; Eurotiomycetes; Eurotiales; Aspergillaceae
Exons: 2
Coding region: 1-213 (70 amino acids)
Source: RefSeq, a predicted model, not a curated record